This is a messenger RNA of Artibeus jamaicensis (Jamaican fruit-eating bat), 1429 nucleotides long. RefSeq names its product N-ribosyldihydronicotinamide:quinone reductase 2 (gene NQO2). The transcript is spliced from 7 exons. Gene Ontology annotation, cellular component: cytosol. NCBI's taxonomy places the organism in Eukaryota, Metazoa, Chordata, Mammalia, Chiroptera, Phyllostomidae. Gene Ontology annotation, molecular function: NAD(P)H dehydrogenase (quinone) activity. Bases 224 to 919 code for a protein of 231 amino acids. The record is from RefSeq and is a predicted model, not a curated record.
CCCCUGGUGCGGACGUCCACAGCUUGUUUUUCAGAGGCACGGGUCCGAGUUCUGGCUCUUCUUUCCUGGGCGUCCACCUACGUGCAGAAGGAUUGUUGAGGUCACUGAGGAGAGCAACUGCAUCUGAAAGCCUGGGGCCAGGUACAUGGAAUCAUUCUGUGCCCAGGAUCAAUAGCAAAACUACCUUCUGCCUGUCACAGAAAAAAAUUCAUCAUCCUAGAAUAUGGCAGGUAAAAAAGUGCUCAUUGUCUAUGCGCACCAAGAACCUAGGUCUUUCAAUGGAUCCUUGAAGAAAGUGGCUGUGGACGAACUGCGUACACAGGGCUGCACUGUCACCGUUUCUGAUCUCUAUGCCAUGGACUUUGAACCGAGAGCCACAAGGAAAGAUGUCACUGGUGUUCUUUCUAAUCCUGAGUUCUUCAGUUACGGGGUGGAAGCAUAUGAAGCCUACAAGAAGAGGUCUCUUACCAGUGACAUACUUGAUGAGCAGAGAAAGGUUCAUGAAGCUGAUCUAGUAAUAUUUCAGUUCCCGCUGUACUGGUUCAGUGUGCCGGCCAUCCUGAAGGGCUGGAUGGACAGGGUGCUGUGCCAGGGGUUUGCCUUUGACCUCCCAGGAUUCUAUGAUUCCGGUUUUCUCAAGGAUAAAUUGGCCCUACUCUCGAUAACCACGGGAGGCACAGCUGCGAUGUACGGGAAAACUGGAGUCAGUGGAGAUUUUAAAUACUUCCUGUGGCCCCUCCAGCAUGGUGCAUUGCACUUCUGUGGAUUUAAAGUCCUUGCUCCUCAGAUCAGUUUUGCUCCUGAGUUUGCAUCAGAAGAAGAAAGAAAGGGGAUGAUGGCGUCUUGGGCCCAGAGGCUGAAAACCAUCUGGAGGGAAGAUCCCAUCCCCUGCACGCCCUCUUGGUACUUUGGGCAGUAACGCUGUCUGUCAUGUACACAUCACUUGAGCAACACACUAGUAGGUGGGAGCACGUGCAAAGAGAAGAUGAUGCUGUAAUAACAUGAAAUGACAACAAACUUAGCUGCAUCUGAUUGCUGAUGUGCAUGAAUGGGUGUCUUCAUGGUUUUAUAUGGCCAGACCCAAAAAUCCAGUAAUCAGCUGGUUGAAUUGAAUUCUAGUCUAAUAUCAUUAUUCACCCAGGCUUUCUUUUCUUUUCUUCUCUAACAUCUUUCUGUCCCCCUAUAUUCAAUCUUCAUGGAUAAUGUUGUUUUAAGAUAUUUCUCUUGAUAUUAGGCUGCAUCUGACAAUUUUGUGUUGUACUUCAUAACUUGAGAGCUUCUAUUUUUUUACAGGAAAGAUUAAUCUUCUCUUAGCUAGCAUUAUAGUGCUGUGGACUUAUUUUUACAUCUUUCUUUUAACUUGCAUUAUGAUGAUGGAGUUUUAAAUGAACAGCCAUUUAAAAUAUAUUUAAAAUCAUUGAGUGCUGAU